Chondrus crispus (carragheen) is the source of this 1064-nucleotide messenger RNA. RefSeq lists its product as hypothetical. Gene Ontology annotation, cellular component: Golgi apparatus. The coding region runs from base 1 to 987 and encodes 328 amino acids. NCBI's taxonomy places the organism in Eukaryota, Rhodophyta, Florideophyceae, Gigartinales, Gigartinaceae. The transcript is spliced from 2 exons. Gene Ontology annotation, molecular function: GDP-fucose transmembrane transporter activity; antiporter activity. The record is from RefSeq and is a predicted model, not a curated record.
AUGCUGGCCCAGCUCUGCGUCAGCGUCGCCGCACUGUCUGUCAUGCGCUUGCUGCGCGUCGUCAUCAUUCCCAGGCGCUCCGCACGACAGCUCGCCGUCCUCGCAAUUCCCGCCACCUUCUUCAUCGGCAACGUCACUGUCGGCUUGGUCGCACUGCAAUUGGUCAACAUCCCCAUGUUCUCCGCAUUCCGCAGGCUCAGCGUCCUCAGCGUCAUGCUUGUCGAGUGGCUCGUGCUCGGAAGGACCGCAUCGAGACAUAUCUUGCUCACCGUCUUUGUUAUGGUCUUUGGCAGUUUUGUCGCCGGCCUGGGCGAUCUCUCUUUCACCCUUCUCGGCUACUGUCUCGUCUUUCUCAACAACUUUAUCACCGCGGCCAACCUUGUCUCCAUCAAAAAAGCCACCGCCAUCCUCUCCUUGGACGCCCUCCCCCUGUUCUACUACGUCUCGCUCAUCUCGCUCCCCAUCGUCUUUUUGCUGGCCCUGCUCUCCGGCGAACUGCACAAUGCCGUCCACGCCGUCCAAACCCGGCCCGAGCUGCAGACUCCCUCGUUCGCAUUUGCUCUCGCCAUGUCGGCUGCCUCCGCUUUUCUCAUCAACUUUCUAACCAACAUGUGCACACAACUGACUUCCCCGCUUACCACCGCUAUCACGGGGCAGAUGAAGAACAUCCUACAAACCGUCCUUGGCAUCUUUGCCUUCGGCUACAAGAUAACACCCCUCAAUCUUUUUGGACUCGCCGUCGCCCUCUUUGGCUCCCUCCUGUUUGCCCGGUUUAAGUAUGUCGACUCCCAGGCUGCCAAACUCCAGGCCAAGAAGAUAGCUGCCAACCAACUACCUAUGACCCUCUCCCACUCCGCACCAACGCCGUUUCCGGACAAAGCGGGAGUCGCUGGAAUUCCCGGUAGUGACGAUGAAACGAUGUUGCUGAGACAAGCGGCUAGGCACGUUUCCAUUGCCGUGGGCGGUCAUUCUCCCCACAUGGCAUAGAUAACGACUAUGUCACUGAGAAGCUGGUGUUGCUUUGAAAGCUUUUAUUUGUAAAACACGUUCAAAAGAUCUAUCUA